Messenger RNA from Solea solea (common sole), 8177 nucleotides. RefSeq names its product 5-hydroxytryptamine receptor 4 (gene htr4). The transcript has 6 exons. The record is from RefSeq and is a predicted model, not a curated record. Gene Ontology annotation, molecular function: G protein-coupled serotonin receptor activity. Gene Ontology annotation, biological process: regulation of appetite; chemical synaptic transmission; adenylate cyclase-activating adrenergic receptor signaling pathway. Bases 19 to 1215 code for a protein of 398 amino acids. Lineage: Eukaryota; Metazoa; Chordata; Actinopteri; Pleuronectiformes; Soleidae. Gene Ontology annotation, cellular component: plasma membrane.
CUGUGCAUUUACGGUCACAUGAAUGUCAGCGCUGCAGGCCAGAUGCCGGUGAUGGAGGAACUUGUCAGUGAGAGCGACAGCAUGCCAAAGCGGAUGGCUCUGAUCUGCUUCCUGUCUCUGGUCAUGCUGAUGAGCAUCCUGGGAAACCUGCUGGUCAUGGUGGCCGUGUGCAAGGACAGACAACUCAGGAAAAUCAAGACCAACUACUUCAUCGUGUCCCUGGCGUUUGCCGACCUGCUCGUGUCGGUGCUGGUGAUGCCGUUCGGCGCCAUCGAGCUCGUGCACCAGCACUGGAUCUACGGCGAGACGUUCUGUCUGGUCCGGACGUCGCUGGACGUCCUGCUGACCACGGCGUCCAUACUGCACCUGUGCUGCAUCGCCCUGGACAGGUACUACGCCAUCUGCUGCCAGCCGCUGGUUUACCGCAACAAGAUGACGCCAAUGCGAGUGGCUCUGAUGAUCGGAGGCUGCUGGGUCAUUCCCACCUUCAUCUCCUUCCUGCCCAUCAUGCAGGGCUGGAACAGCAUUGGCAUUGACCACCUGAUUGAGCAGCGGCGCCACAGUGAGGGCAGCAACUCCACGUCCUGUGUCUUCAUGGUCAACAAGCCAUAUGCCCUCACCUGCUCCGUGGUGGCCUUCUACAUCCCGCUGGUCCUCAUGGUGCUGGCCUACCAGAGGAUCUACAUCACGGCACGGGCGCACGCUCUGCAGAUAAGCAUGCUGCAGCGGGCGGGAGGGGCGGGGACCAGCGCGCCGGGCGCCUCCGGUGCAAACGCCGGUGUCGACUCCGCCGACCACCAACGCAACCACCGGAUGCGGACUGAAACAAAGGCGGCAAAGACCCUGUGCAUCAUCAUGGGCUGCUUCUGCCUCUGCUGGGCGCCGUUCUUUGUCACCAACGUCGUGGACCCAUUUAUAGACUACACGGUGCCGGACAAACUGUGGGCCGCCUGCCUCUGGCUGGGCUACAUCAACUCCAUGCUCAACCCCAUCCUCUACGCCUUUCUCAACAAGUCCUUCCGCCGUGCCUUCCUCAUCAUCCUGUGCUGCGGGAGGAAGAGGUACCGCAGGCCGUCCAUCCUGGGGGCCGGCGCUCCCUGCACAGCCACACAGAUCAACGGGUCCACACAUGUACUCAAGUAUUCUGUCCUUCACAACGGGAACCACGCGGUGCAGGAGGAGAAGAAGUCUCCGCUCACCGAGUCCUGCUUGUGACCAAACGACGACUCCUCAGUCACAUCUCCGCGCUCCGGCCUUUUCCUGUCGCCACAGGAGACGACGGACGGAACCCGGACCUCCACGCGUCCAACACCGACACUUCAACCACCUGCUGGGAUUCCAGGAGAUCCAGGAGAGGAACGUGACAUUUACCGAUGAAACUCGAACCUGUGGUCUCUGAAAGAAAGGGUCAGGGACCGGAAACAAAAGCCAGUUUUCAGUCUGUUGCUGGUUCUGCUCGGUCAGACUGAAAACCGACCGUCCUCAGAGAACCUGCAGGAGUGUAGGAGAACUUCACGGCACGAGAUGUGAUUAAUGACCGUGUCUGGGAGUCGUGGGAUCGUGAAUUUUGUUGCCAAAGCUAUUUGAUAUAACACACGUGUACAUUAAGCUUUUUUUUGGUUCUUUUCCAGCAAAAAAAAAAAGAUUAACAACAGAGUUUAGAGGAUUGUUGAAAACAUUUGAGCUUUUAAAAGCAAGUGUUAUCAGGACCAGAGGCAGCAGAGAGUUUAGAACAACAUGUCUCCCUCACAUCACUGCGACACACAGCCGGAGAACCUUUCAUUUCUUUUUUUUCUUUGUCUCCCAGGUCAAAUCUUUGCGGCUUUGUUAAAUCCUCACUAAGCUGAGAGGAAAAUGCAGCCGUGAGUCCUCGACCCAAACUGUCCAAGUGCAUUAUUACAGAGGCUGCUACUUCAUCACGACACCACCAGUUCAUUAGUUCACGUUUCCACACAAUAAGACAAACACGUCACACACGUGUGGGAAAAUGCACGGAUCUACAGACACUGUGAUAUGUGUGUGUGUUUGUGUGUGGAGACCAGAACCUCAUUUUCUGAGAAACUGGUUUAAGUUUAGGACUUAAGAUUUGAAUUGUGGUUGAGGUUAGACAUUAACUGGUUAUGGUUAAGGUUAGUGAUAAGUCUGUACUGACGUCUUUGUGAGGACCAGAAAAAAACGAAUAAGGAAGUAAGGACAAUUUGUGAAAGAGAGGACCUCUUCUUCUUCUUCGAAUCAUCUCCAGCGCUGUACUUUCAAAGUUCUUAAGUACAGUUUGAAGUUCUCCUUCCUUCUCAUCCUCAUUCCUUCUUCUUCUUCGGCUGGUCCUAAACCUAAAACCCAAGUCUCAUUAGGUGGUACUGGUCCUCACAUUCUGUCCCACCUUAAAAGGUUUUGAGGACAAUUUGUGAAAGAGAGGACCUCUUCUUCUUUCUUCUUCUUCUUCUAAUCAUCUCCAGCGCUGUACUCUGAGGUGCACUUCAAAGUUUUGAAGUGCAGUUUGAAGUUCUCCUUCCUUCUCGUCCUCAUUCCUUCUUCUCCUUCGCCUCAUCCUAAACCCUAAAACCCAAGUCUCACAUUCUGCCCCAGCUUAAAUGUCGGGUUAAGGGUUGGGGUUAGGCAUUUAGGUGUGAUGGUUAAGGUUAAGGUUAAGGUAAGGGACUAAUGUCCAAACGUGUCUUCACAGAGAAUGCUGUACAAGAAUGUGUGUGUGUGUGUAUUUCGUAUGUUUGUACGAAUGAAAACACCAGGUUUUUUUUUUCUUUCACGCUCAUCUCUACCUCGCUUUGAGGCUAUGCUAAAGAAUGUAGCAGACUUUGUUUUCUGGUAACACUUUACAUUACAAUCAUAGUAUAGAUUGACAAUAUAAUUGCUAUUAUUUGGCUUAUUAGGUAAUAAGCUUGGUAUUAUUAUUAUUAAUAAUUCUCCACUCCAAGAAAACAAGAUGCAUUCAAUGACCCUGGUCCUGCUGCUGCUGCCACCUUGUGGUAAUAAAUGCACCAACACCAACGAGGCAGUAAUGAGGUCACUGGAGAAAUGUUAUUUUCACUUAAUUUAAUGUUACAUUUAGGUCAAUAUUUCGAGCAGCUCUUCCCUCUUUGAGCUUGAGUUUGCCACGUUAUGCUUUCAGCAUAUUUUGUGAGCAUGAGAUACCUUUGAGGUUAUUCUGGGGGAAUAUUUUAAACAGUAUUUGGCCCCUUUUUGGAAAUAUAGCUUUAAAAAUAAACAUAUUUGCAUAAUGCAAGCACAUUUUUGACUCCCAUGAUCAUAAGAGUGAUAAAAACUUUAAAAAAAUACGCUUAACUAUGAGGAAUUAUGCAAUUCAUUAAGAUAAAAUAUUUGAAUCAAUUGACAGCCCUGAAAAACAUGUUGUUACUAUAAUAAUAUCGCCUUAUUACCACAGUAUUACAUCGUUUUUACCAAGCUGGGAAUGAACGGAAAAAGAGACGUUAUCCCUCAAAGUCAAAUAAAGAAAAAAUAGCAAUUCAGUGGUUUAUAGAGCAGUGUUACAUUUAAGAACAGCUAAGGCAAAAAAAAAACAGAAUGUAAACAAAUAAAACUGUAAUGUAAACGAUCAAAUUAAACUGUAAUGUAAAGUUUUACCAUUUUUUUUAACCAUUCGUUCACAUUCAUUUCAAGCUGUGUCUCAGUUCAGUGGAUGCUUAUUACGUAGUACGAAAGCAGCAUAACUGUCGCUCACACCGACGAUCGCAUGUCACGCGCCGCGGGAAAUCUUUCAUGAUGGAACGAUUUCAGUAAUCUGUGUAAUUUCACGUUAACAGAAGAAAGGAGGAACUUAAUUUUCUUUGAAGUAAAAGUAAAAGAUCUCCAGAUUAGCACAAGCCAAGACUAUAAUUUUAUCACUUUUUGAAACUGUCUGUAAAAUCUUGACAUUUGUGGCUUGAGUUCCGCGUGUUGACUAGCGCCUCUCAUCGUGGCGUGACAGAUUAUCGCGCACAGUUUCGACCUCAAAGGCUAAGCUGAAACGUCAUGUUAUAUCACGUUAGCACUGUUGCCUAGAAAUAGAAUUGCGGCUAGACAUUGCGCAGUUUGUUAAUGAAAACAUGAAAAUCUACUUUUUAAAAACACUUUUCCAGUUAGUUAUUGAGUUGAGUUCAAGCCUGGUGCUUAUAUUAAAAAAUAUGUUCUCUUUGAUUAGUUUUAUCAUUAUUUUAUGCCACGAUCUCCUGUCAGAAUAUUCAUCAUUAGUCAAAUGAGUCAUUUGAAGAAGCCUUGAAAGAAGGAGACACAAAUAACACUAGUGAUUGAAGGAAAGGGACGGCCACUGGAUUGAGACACAGCUUAAAUCCAACCAUUUCCCCUUUUACCCUUCAUACAAUACCUUUUUCUCUCAGUUAUUAUUCAGUUUCAUGUCGUUUUCACCUGCAGGUUUUCCCUCUCCCUGUGUCCAUUACUUGUUAUGACAGUUUACACCACAGGCACUUUCACACAGGGUUCCCACCAGUCCUUGAAAUCCUUGAAAGUUUGUGAAAAUCACUCUAAAUAGACAUGGGCCAUUGAAUUUACCCCUUGUUUGUUGCGACGCCACCUACUGUUUCACGCAGGACAAACGUGGAGUCUUAAUGACUAGCGGUGUUCACUGUCUCUCUCUCCGCCGUUGACGUGAGAUUCCGUGCAGAACAAUGAGCGAGUAAAGUUAACGUCCCAUCUUAAGCUGUGGCAACACAUUCUGUCCUUGAAUUUGAGGCAAAUUGGUCCUGGAAAGUCCUUGAAUUUGGUGUGGGAACCUUGUUUAUAACUAGUUUCAUGUUUUUGUCCUCUUAUUACUUGUUACAUACAGUUUACACCACAGUUACCUUCACAAAACUGCUUAACUGGUCCCGCGAUAUUGAAUUUCACCACAUGAUCAGUCCCCAUUUACACUAAAAACAUGGAAAAACACUCAAAAUAAAGACUAGAGAAUAAAAAAGUCCUUAUUGUUUUACACACUUUGAUUUGAAAAACCUGCUUCCUGUAGCACGUAACACGAUGACCUUUCACUGCAGCGAGAAACAGGAUGAAAAUGUUGCUACAGAAAACAGUGGAAGAGGUUUACUGCAAAAAAAAGAAGAAAGAGGGAAUAAACACGUACUAAUCAAUACUUUCAUAUUAACAAUUGAUUGACUGGGUCUGGAUAAUGUGAAGUGAGAGAAACUCUGCAGCUCUAUAAAGUACUGGAGUUGUUUUUUAGCUCAUUAUAUUGUUAUCGGAACACUUUUACUGUCGGUGGGUGAGCGGAAAACCACGAGGUAAUCAAUAAUACAGUUGAAUUUAUAACAUGGAUACGAACGUCAAUGCCUCUCUUUAUAGCAGCUUUAAAAAAGGUUGUCAAUACAGUUUGAAUUUCACUUUUUGCAACUGGAUGGAACUGCAUUAUUCACCCAAAAUGUACGUUUUUUUUCUCCUCUUGGUUUGUGGUUACGUCAUCUCUAAUGUUGAGUUUACUCUUAUCCGUGCAGAAACAGAACAUUUUUGUUUUUAUGUUCUUUUUACGUUCUACGUAAGAACUUGGUAUGGUUUCAAGAAAUGUCUUCAUACACACAAAACCCCUAGAAACAACCCUAAACACUGUAGUAUAUGCUAGGCUAACUCCAAAAGGGACCUCUGUCACAUGGUUUGACCCUUAAUAUAUUGCAUUCUCCAAAGGCAGACUCGGUAUACAUACAGUAUAUAUAUUUAAUCUGCUAUAACACUAAAUUUAAAAGAAAAACAACCUUUUAUUCCUAAAAAAGUAUGCAAAAAAUGUCUGUUUCAGGUCAUCAAAUUUCAGUUUUCAUAUAAGCAUUAGGAUGAGUCCUUUAUGCUGUAUGCCUUUUGAAAUCCGUUAAAGUGCUUCAUUAUUGAUAUACAGUAGAAACGAAGAAUGGGGAAAGGAAUUUAUCUUUUAAAAGAACACCAACUCAAAUGUUGAGCUAAAAAUGUACUUUCUACGUUACGUACUUGAAAAGUGAUCUGUAACCCUUCUUCCUCAGUUCUGUUGCUAGGUGACAACUCCCCCUGUCAUAUGGUUUGACCCUCAAUGUAACAUACUACAUUCUCCAAAGGAGUAAAACUCAUCUAUAAUCUGCUAUAUAACACUACAUUUAAAAGAAAAACAACCUUUUGUGCCAAAUAUGUACAAACAAAUUUACCCCCAGUUCUGUUGCUAGGCUAACUCCAAAAUAUAAGGAACCUCUGUCACAUGGUCUGCAAAAAAUAUAAACAUGAGGUUGAACCAGUCCUUCUUUACGGCGUAAACCUUUUUGAAAAUCAGUUCAAAUGCUUCAUUAUUGUCAUAGAAACAGUGUUCUUUAACUCUUUUUGUGAAUGAAGCGCUGACAAUGUUUAAAAACACCUUGAAAAUAAGGUCUCUGUGAGCAGACGUUAGCCUCCAAAAAUGGUUUGCAAAAGAUCAGAUGCUCCCAAAUUAGCUAAUUAGAUGAAAACACUGCUGAGCACUGAUUUUGAAAAAAAAAAUUAAAGAGAGCCAAAAAGCUCUUGACUGGAAACACGCAGGACGAUGUAAUUACAAACUCUCACAGAGACAAACCAUUGACCCAGUUUAGUUCAAGUUCACACUUGAAAAGCAGGAGUGGAGACAGAAGAAGACGACGCUGGCUCUCGUGUUUCUCCAGAUUCAUGAAUAUGAGGCUCGCGUAUGAGUGGGUUCAGUCAGGAGAGGAGGGUCAGGCGGCUCCGUCACUCCGUCACACAUUAAUAUGCUUCAUCGUAGCUCAGUUCACUUCAGUUCACUUCACUUAUUUACAUCCAGAAACACGUUUUUUACUCCGUUUACACACUAAAACAAUUACUUUAUGAAACCAGCGGGUCAUAAAUGAUGAAAGACAAGUAUAUGGAGACUUUUUCCCUAUUUUUUUCAUCUCAGCUGUUGACCCAAUUCCAAUUUUCGAAUUUACCAGGGUAGUGCGAUUCCAGGGUAAAGCGUAUUUGUUUUUGAAUGAACACAGAUUAGUGUGGAUGUAGCCCAACGACCCAUCCACACAACUUUUUUAUCUUUUUUUUUUUUAUCCACAUCCAGGCCUAAAAAGGGCUUGAAAACACUGGGAGUGUGGACAGCAGGUCGAUCCACAUCAAGGCUUAUUUGUUUUUUGAAUGAAAACAGAUUAGUGUGGAUGUGGCCAAAGGGCCUGUCCACACGAAGAGAAAACACAUGAAUGUUUUAGCCAGAAAAAAAACGCAAUUUUUCGAACUUCUCUGUUUUGAUGGGCUUGAAAACACUGGGUUAGUGUGGACAGUACUGUGGAUCCAGAGGAAAGCUUAUUUGUUUUUGUCUGAAAUCAGAUUAGUGUGGAUAUAGCCAAAUGGCCACAAAAAUUAGUUGAGAAAAUACAGAAAUGUUUUAGGUUUUUUUUAUCCACACAGAGCCCUAAAAACAUAGUUUUCAAACCAGCUUUACAGUGCCACAUACAGGCCUGGAAGAAGUACUACAGCAUUUUCAGGGGGUUUUGUGUGGAUUUCUUGAAAUAAAAAGAAAAUAAAUAUCAUAUGGGGAAAGUUCUGUUUCUGUGUGGGUAAGUGUUGCUGCACCUUUAGCUUUAUUUUCUGGACGUUGAUAUUUUCAGCUUCAAACUAAAGGAAAUUAUUGGAAAAAGUUCUUUUGGACAUUUCUGUGUCCCCCCCUUUACAUUUUUUCAUCCUGUUUGUUUUGUUUUUUGUCUUCCAUAAUUGAAGCACAUGCACUUUUUUGUGAUUUAUGGAAAGAUGAGUUUAGCAGUGUCAUCUGAUAUAUAAAGUAAUUUAUAAACGUAGACUUAUUUACUCAGAUAAACCCCCGCCAAAAACCAAGCUGUGGAUUUCUCUCGGACUCUUUUUUUGUCCAUUUGAAUAUUAUUUAUUUCCCGUAAAUGUAUAAUUAAGUUCAAAGUGUGUCGUCUUUUCCUCGCUGACAAAUAUAACAUUUCCACUGCCAUUUACCUGAUAAAUUCAUCCUCAUUUUUUGAAUGUUCAGUUUUUAAUGAUGUUUCCAGUUUCGGGAGAGAAAGUCCGUGUGUAGAAAAAGUCCAAACGGGGAUUAUAAAGCAGAGUUUGUCAUGCUAUUUAUUUUUCUUUAUAAAAAAUGUGUUGAAUUAAUGAUCAAAAGUUUGUAUAUUUUCAUCAGGUAACUGUGAAAUGUAUAGAUCACGAUCAUGCAAAACAAAACAAAAAUAUUAAAGUAAUGGUCAUUUCUCAUUUACACUUUA